UCCUGCCUCUCCAUGGCUUCUCCAGCAGCCAGACUUUCUCCGGUCAGCCUUCCAGGCCCAGCUCCUCCUGCCUGCCACUGGCCUCUUGAGGCCCAGCCCCGCUCACGCCUCUGGGCGGCCUCCUCAGGCCCAGGACUUGACCUCCAGUCGGCCUCGCCAGGCCCAGCCUCCUGCUUCCCGAAGGCCUGCACGGGCUCAGCCUCUGCCUCCCAGCAGACUGUCCACGCCCAGCUCUCGCCUGACUGCGGCCUCCCCAGGCCAGAGGUCCUCCUGCCUUUCGGCAGCUCCGCCGGGCCCCGCUCCUGCCUCCCAGUGGCCUCCUUAGGCCGGGCUCAUUCGUCAAGGGGCACGGCCUUCCCAGGCCCAGCCUUUGCCUUUUGGCAGCCUCCCCAGGCCCCGACCUUCCUCAGGCCGGCCUCUCCAGGCCCAGUUGCAGCCUCCCGGCCUCCCAUCCAGGCCCAGCUCCUCCUGUUCCCGGCUGCGGCCGCGGGCCCAGCCCCGGCCUCACGACAACCUCUUUGGACUCUGCUCCGGCCCUGCUCCCGCUCCGCGGCCUUUGUAGGCCCCAAACGGCCUGAAGCCCGGCCCCAGGGUGGCCUCUCCGGGCCCGGCUCUUGCCUUCCGACAGCGUCUCCUCGCCCCCGAACUUGCUCCAGCCAGCCUCUGCAGGCCCAGCUCCUCCUGCCGGCGGCCUCUGCAGGCCUACGCUGGCCUCGAGUCGGCCUCUCCAGGGCUCGCUCCUGCUCCCGGCGGCCCCUGCGGGCCCAACUCGUCACCCAGUCGGCCUCCGCCGGCCCAGCUCCUGCCUCUCUGUGGCCUCUGCAGCUGCCAGACUUCCUCAGGUCAGCCUCUCCAGGCCCAGCUCCUCCUGCCUGCCACUGGCCUCUUCAGGCCCAGCCCGGCUCACACCUCUGGACGGCCUCCUCAGGCCCAGGACUUGACCUCCAUUCGGCCUCGCCAGGCCCAGCCUCCUGCCUCCCGAAGGCCUGCACAGGCGCAGCCUCUGCCUCCCAGCGGACUCUCCACGCCCAGCUCUCGCCUGACUGUGGCCUCCCCAGGCCAGAGCUCCUCCUGCCUUUCGAGAGCUCCGCCGGGCCCCGCUCCUGCCUCCCAGUGGCCUCACUAGGCCCCGCGCAUUCGCCAUGGGGAACGGCCUUUCCAGGCCCAGUCUUUGCCUUUUGGCGGCCUCUCCAGGCCCCGAACUUCCACAGGACAGGCUCUCCAGGUCCCGUUGUGGCCUCCCGGCCUCCCGUCCGGGCCCAGCUCCUCCUGCUCCUGGCUGGGGCCGCGGGCCCUACACCGGCCUCACGACAACCUCUUUGGACUCGGCUCCGGCCCAGCUCCUGCUCCGCGGCCUUUGUAGACCCCAAACGUCCUGAAGCCGGGCCCCACGGUGGCCUCUCCGGGCCCGGUUCCUGCCCUCCGACGGCGUCUCCACGCCCCAGACUUCCUCCAGCCAGCCUCUCCAGGCCCAGCUCCUCCUCCCGGCGGCCUCUGCAGGCCCACGCUGGCCUCGAGUCGGCCUCUCCAAGCUGGUUCCUGCUCCCGGCGGCCCCUGCGGGCCCAACUCGUCACCCAGUCGGCCUCCGCCGGCCCAGCUCCUGCCUCUCUGUGGCCUCUGCAGCUGCCAGACUUCCUCAGGUCAGCCUCUCCAGGCCCAGCUCCUCCUGCCUGCCACUGCCUUCUUGAGUCCCAGCCCCGCACUCGCCUCUGGGUGGCCUCCUCAGGCCCAGGACUUGACCUCCAGUGGCCUUGCAAGGCCCAGCCUCCUGCUUUCUGAAGGCCUGCACAGGCCCAGCCUCUGCCUCCCAGCGGACUCUCCACGACCAGCUCUCGCCUGACUGCGGCCUCCCCAGGCCAGAGCUCCUCCUGCCUUUCGGCAGCUCCGCCGGGCCCCGCUCCUGCCUCCCAGUGGCCUCACUAGCCCCGCACAUUCUUCACGCUGAACGGCCUUUGCAGGCCCAGCGUUUGCCUUUUGGCGGCCUCUCCAGGCCCCGAACUUCCUCAGGGGGGCCUUUCCAGGCCCCGUUGCAGCCUCCCGGAUUCCCGUCCAGGCCCAGCUCCUCCUGCUCCAGGCUGCGGCCGCGGGCCCAGCCCAGCCCCGGCCUCACGUCAACCUCUUUGGACUCGGCUCCGGACCAACUCCCGCUCCGCGGCCUUUGUAGGCCCGAAACGUCCUGAAGCCGGGUCCCACGGUGGCCUCUCCGGGCCUGGGUCCUGCCCUCCUUCGUCGUCUCCACGCACCAGACUUCCUCCAGCCAGCCUCUCCAGGCCCCGCUCCUCCUGCCUACCACUGGCCUCUUGAGGCCCAGCCCCGCUCACGCCUCUGGGCGGCCUCCAGAGGCCGAGGACAAGACCUCCCGUGGGCCUCGCCAGGCCCAGCCUCCUGCCUCCCGAAGGCCUGCACAGGCCCGGCCUCUGCCUCCCAGCGGACUCUCCAUACCCAGCUCUCGCCUGACUGCGGCCUCCCCAGACCACAGCUCCUCCUGCCUUUCGGCAGCUCCGCCGGGCCACGCUCCUGCCUCCCAGUGGCCUCACUAGGCCCCGCGCAUUUGUCAUGGGGAAUGGCCUUUCCAGGCCCAGCCUCUGCCUCUUGGCUGCCUCUCCAGGCCCCGAACUUCCUCAGGCCGGCCUCUCCAGGCCCCGUUGCGGCCUCCCGGCCUCCUGUCCAGACCCAGCUCCUCCUGUUCCCGGCUGCGGCCGCGGGCCCAGCCCCGGCCUCACGACAACCUCUUUGGACUCGGCUCCGGCUCAGCUGCCGCUCCGCGGCCUUUGUAGGCCCCAAACGUCCUGAAGUCGGGCCCCACGGUGGCCCGGCUCCUGCCCUCCGACGGCGUCUCCACGGCCCAGACUUCCUCCAGCCAGCCUCUCCAGGCCCAGCUCCUCCUCCCGGCGGCCUCUACAGGCCCACGCUGGCCUCGAGUCGGCCUCUCCAGGGCUCGCUCCUGCUCCCGGCGGCCACUACGGGCCCAACUUGUCGCCCAGUCGGCCUCCGCCGGCCCAGCUCCUGCCUCUCUGCGGCCUCUUCAGCUGCCAGACUUCUUCAGGUCAGCCUCUCCAGGCCCAGCUCCUCCUGCCUGCCACUGCCCUCUUGAGUCCCAGCCCCGCUCACGCCUCUGGGUGGCCUCCUCAGGCCCAGCACUUGAUCUCCAGUGGGCCUCGCCAGGCCCAGCCUCAUGCCUCCCGAAGGCCUGCACAGGCCCAGCCUCUCCCUCCCAGCGGACUCUCCACGCCCAGCUCUCGCCUGACUGCGGCCUCCCCAGGCCAGAGCUAGUCCUGCCUUUCGGCAGCUCCGCCGGGCCCCACUCCUGCCUCCCAGUGGCCUCACUAGGCCCCGCGCAUUCUUCACUGGUAAUGGCCUUUCCAGGCCUAGCCUUUGCCUUUUGGCGGUCUCUCCAGACCCCGAACUUCCUCUGGCCGGCCCCUCCAGGUCCCGUUGCGGCCUCCCGGACUCCCGUCCACGCUCAGCUCCUCCUGCUCCCGGCUGGGGCCGCGGGCCCUACCCCGGCCUCACGACAACCUCUUUGGACUCGGCUCCGGACCAGCUCCCGCUCCGCGGCCUUUGUAGGCCCAAAACGUCCUGAAGCUGGGUCCCACGGUGGCCUCUCCGGGCCCGGCUCCUGUCCUCCGACGGCGUCUCCACGACCCAGACUUCCUCCAGCCAGCUUCUCCAAAUCCAACUCCUCCUCCCGGCGGCCUCUGCAGUCCCACGCUGGCCUCGAGUCGGCCUCUCCAGGGCUCGCUCCUGCUCCCGGCGGCCCCUGCGGGCCCAACUCGUUGCCCAGUCGGCCUCCGCCGGCCCAGCUCCUGCCUGUCCGUGGCCUCUCCAGCUGCCAGACUUCCUCAGGCCCAGAACUGCCUGAAGUCUGCCUUGCCUUUCCCAGUUUCUGCCUCUCGGUGUUCUCUUUUGGCCCAGCUCUUCUUCCUGGGUGCAUCUGCAGGUUAGGUUUUGCCUCACAAGAACCACUUUUGAUUCAGCUCAUGUGCAGCCUCUGGCGCCCUUGUAGACCCAAAACUUUCUCAAGUCCAGUCCUCCAGUUCCACUGCCUUCCUUGUGGCAGCCUAAAGAGGCCCAGGUUUUGCCCAACAAUGGUUUCUCCAGGCAGCCUCAACAGACCCAGCUCCUGCCUCACACUGGCAUCUCUAGGCCCUGCUGCUGCCUCUCACUGUCCUCACCUCGCCCAUCUUUUUCCUUAUGCCUGCCUGGCAUAUCCCAGCUCCUGUCUCACUGUCGUCCCUGUCAUACCAGCUCCUGUCUCACGGUGGCCUCUUGUGGCCCAUCUUCGGCCUCAUAGUGACAACUUGAGCCCAUCUUCUGCCUCGUCAUGGUCUUUUCUGGCUUUGCUCUUGCCUCGCAGUCACCUCUUCUGGAUCCAUCUUUUUAGUCUUUGAUGGUCAACAGCAUCAAGGAGCCUAAUGCUUCCCUGGACUCUUAAUUGUUGGUAACUUCACAGCAGAGUACCUUAGCAAAACACCUCCCUCUUCUUUUAACCUUGACAGUGCAUUUGUUACAAAUUUACAAUAAAUUCUGCCUGCGUGGUUUCAUACUGA
This is a messenger RNA of Macaca mulatta (Rhesus monkey), 4551 nucleotides long. Lineage: Eukaryota; Metazoa; Chordata; Mammalia; Primates; Cercopithecidae. The record is from RefSeq and is a predicted model, not a curated record.